Onthophagus taurus is the source of this 582-nucleotide messenger RNA. RefSeq names its product small ribosomal subunit protein uS11A. NCBI's taxonomy places the organism in Eukaryota, Metazoa, Arthropoda, Insecta, Coleoptera, Scarabaeidae. The record is from RefSeq and is a predicted model, not a curated record. Gene Ontology annotation, biological process: translation. Gene Ontology annotation, cellular component: ribosome. Gene Ontology annotation, molecular function: structural constituent of ribosome.
UUUAUUCGGCCUGUUGGUUAACGACAGAAGCGUCUCGUCAAUCGUUAAAAUGGCCCCAAGAAAAGGAAAAGUACAGAAAGAAGAACCCCAAGUUUCAUUAGGACCCCAAGUCCGUGAGGGUGAAAAUGUAUUUGGAGUAGCUCAUAUUUUUGCAAGUUUUAAUGAUACAUUUGUUCAUGUAACCGAUUUAUCUGGUAGGGAAACUAUUUCACGUGUUACCGGUGGAAUGAAAGUAAAAGCCGAUAGGGAUGAAGCUUCUCCUUACGCCGCUAUGUUAGCUGCACAGGAUGUUGCUGAAAAGUGCAAAGCUUUAGGAAUCACAGCUUUACACAUUAAAUUGAGGGCUACCGGUGGAAAUAAAACAAAAACUCCCGGACCUGGAGCCCAAAGUGCAUUGAGAGCUUUAGCUCGUUCUAACAUGAAAAUUGGUCGUAUUGAAGAUGUUACUCCCAUUCCAUCUGAUUCUACACGCAGAAAGGGUGGUCGUCGUGGUAGAAGGUUGUAAAUCGUUGUUCCAAUUAAGGUUUAUAUUUUAUGUAACUUUUGAAUUUAGUUAAUAUUAAUAAACUUUGGUGGAACUAA